Molecule: messenger RNA, 1132 nt
Organism: Chara braunii
Lineage: Eukaryota; Viridiplantae; Streptophyta; Charophyceae; Charales; Characeae
Source: the annotation of a GenBank genome assembly
UGGGACAGUUGGUUUGUUGGUCACCUAAUCGGCGGCAACGAAAACACCCGUUGUGUUCCUGGAGGUAUAAUAUUAUGCGUUCUGCGUGUGUAAGUUUCUGGAGAUGGCGAGGUGGAGAGGAAGAAGGCGAUCAGGAGGCACGAUUCUGGCGUUCCAUCCGCAUAAGGUGGGCGGCCUGAAGGUCCUCAAUGGUGAAUUGGGAGGGGUCGAGAGAGGCAGUGUCGAAGUCGUCAUCGGAGGUGGGUGGAGUGGUGUCGUCAGGGGUGAUGUUAUGGAAGAAGCGGGGGUGGAAAGAAGCGGGCGCGCGCUGGUGAUGGGGGUGGAGGAGUCGAUCGUGGUGAAGCAUGCGAGGGAGGAGGUCAGCAAGGGGCAUGUCGGGUUCGUGGGCGAGGGCGGUCGUGAGAUCUUUGUCGCAUACUCGCUUGAUCCGGGAGAUGAACGUAAAGUCGGGAAUGACGGUGGUGGGGAGGUGAUGGCAGAGGGAGCGGAUGUAUUGGACGAAGCGGUCUAUGGGACCGGUCUGGUGGAGGUGACAGAAUUUGAGACGGUUGGCCCAUUGGAGCAAGGAGUGACGCGGUCCUCCGGAGCCGCGGCGGUCGCUGACUUCGGCCGUCCACCAUUUGGCGGCAUUGCCGAGGAGGCGGGAGAUGGCAAUGGGAAGCCAGUGGACAAGGGGUAUGUGGUGGAGCUUGAAAGAGUUUUGGAGCUGGGUAAGGAAGAGGAAAACGUCCUCAUGGGGAAGGUUGAAGAAGGCCAUGAUGUCGGCGGAUCAGAAGGAACGGGGGAUUUCCCCUUCGUGGGAAACGAUCCGGGCGAGGGUGUUGAAGUUGAGGCAAUGCUGUUGACGGAGUCGGAACGAAGAUCAAACAUGUUGAUGGAAGAUUGGGCCAUGGUGGGGGAAGAGGGGGUGGAUGACGUGGCCGAAGCGGAAGUGGAGGCGGUAGCAGCGGAUGUGAUAGCGGCAGCGGUGGCGGCGGCAGCGGCAGCGGCAGUGGUAGCGGCAGCGGCGUCGGCGGGGGCGUGUUGGGAGGUCUUGGUUUGGCGUGGUGGCAUGUGGAGAUGGGGGGGACAAUUCCUAUUAAGAAGAAUAGAGCAUCAUAAAGUGAUUUAACAAUGAAGAUAGCAGAGAAUC